AUUCAGUAUUCAUCGUGAGUCGGCAGUGAGUGGAUCGUGCGGAAGUUGCGCGCGCGUGGUUUGUCUCUUAAGAAGCACGGUCGCCUCUCCUAUCUAGGAAGACCCUUCUUGUUUUUUUUUGUGUCGUCUGUUGUCUGCAUGUGCAUCGUUGCAUCGACCACCCGUCAGGGCCGUACAGAUGGGUGCGCAAUUGAAUAAGUAAUUAAUAAAUGUGUGCGACUUUCUUUUGUUUAUCCGGUGCAGUGAUUGGUUGAUUGACAUAUGUCUCUAAACGUCAUCACCGAAGGGUGCUAAGAGUUUGUGUAAUGUCCUGAAUCGCAAGCGUGUAGUUCUAAUCAAACAAUUUCUUAUCGCUCGCUUUGAAUCGAAUAGAGUGCAAUCAAAUUCGUUCAGUCGCGCAAGGUCAAUCAUCUACAGCUGUGACCUAGUUCGAGUGUGAUGUUUCCUGUGUGUAGAAGAUCGGAGGCGAUGAAAAAGAGAGAAGCCUUCGUACAGCCCCACGGUACCGGUUUUCAACAAUCGUAAGCGUGGGUUUAGCGAGUUACCGACCGACCGCGACCGCGGGAUCAGGUUUCUAAUCCGUGAAUCGAGUGACUUCGCGCUGUGUACGUGAAAGUAGUAUUCGUAGGAAAAAACCGCCCAAGAACGAAGCGAUAAGAUAUUGAGUUGUUUUCAGUCUACUACAUUUCGUAUUCAACCGUAAAGCGAAGGGUUGUACUGAAUAAAAAAGGGGCGAGAUUGUUUGAGUGAGGGAAGCAGUGUUUAGUGAAGACCGGAGGAUCUAUUUUUAGAAUCCGAAGCCGUGUCAUGCGGUGAGAAAAUUUCGUCGCGCAUGUUUUUGCCAUUAGAGAAAACGAACGAGUGAAAGUUCAACAUCCGCGCGUACGCCUCGACAUGGCUGAAGCGUACGAGAUGAACAGUGGCACUGUUAGUAGCAGCAGUCCGAGCCAAAGCAGCCAAAAGGAUACUCCGUUAGAGGCGGAUGAACAUCCGCGCGAUAAGGAACUUCAUCUGAUGGAAUCGGGAACGUUGGUCCAGAAACGUCCACAUACUCUCCAGCUGACACCGUUGAAGAUUCCCACACAGUCACAGUGUAGUCCUGGUUUGGGUGGUUCAUCGACAGCAUCCUCCCUGGUGGCGGCUAGACUGUUCAAACCGGUUACCAUCAGUUUCAAGGAUUUAUCGUAUUCGGUACGAACCGGUAUCUUCCGGAAAGGCCGAGAUAUACUGAAAAACAUCAAUGGAGAAUUUCGAGCCGGUGAGCUGACGGCCAUAAUGGGACCCUCUGGAGCGGGGAAAAGCACGUUGCUAGACAUCCUUGCUGGUUAUACCGAAAGCGAUUUCACUGGUGAGAUAUUCAUCAACAAGCAGCCGCGUGACUUGAAGCACUUCCGACGCCAGUCGGCCUACAUCAUGCAAGAUCAUAACCUUCAACCGCACCUGACCGUGCUGGAGGCGAUGCACUUUUCGGCCAACCUCAAAAUCGGUGCCGAGUUGAGCCCAGCCAGUAAAAAGAUUAGAAUGAAUGAAAUCCUCUGUGCCAUCGGUCUGCAGGACCACAAGAAAACGCGCACGGCGAAGCUAUCGGGUGGGCAAAAGAAGCGGCUGGCCAUUGCACUGGAGAUCGUCAACAAUCCGCCGGUGAUGUUCUUUGACGAACCAACCAGCGGGUUGGAUAUUUCUACGUCCAAAAAAUGUGUCGAACUGCUGAAACAACUCGCCCGGGAAGGUCGUACGAUCAUCUGCACAAUCCACCAACCGUCGGCUCUGCUGUUGAACAUGUUCGAUCAUCUGUUCACGAUGGCCGAGGGCGAGUGCAUCUUCACCGGUACGACCGGAAAUAUUGUGCCAUUCUUGAAGGAGAUGGAUAUAAUCUGUCCGGAACACUACAGUCCGUCGGAUUUUCUUCUGGAGAUAGCAACCAACGACUACGGACGACAGAACGAUCAACUGAUUGCCAAAUCAGAAAAUGGAAAAAGUACAGCCCACCGGAACCGGGAAUUGUUAACUCCGUUCCUGUUGCCGAUACUGGAGUCACCCGUUUCGGCGGACAACCCGCUACACCCACCGAAGGAAGAUACUCAAUCGCCGCUGGCGAAACCAAAGAAACUAGCCAAAAAAUUGUCGUUUAAUCCGGAAAAGUGGUGUGGGCGGGACGAAAUUUACACUACCAGCUUCUGCCGGCAGUUCUAUCUGUUGCUGUUGCGGACAUUUCUGAUUCUGAGCCGCGAUCGAUCGCUAAUGACGAUGCGGUUCGUCAUCCACUGCACGAUAGCAGCGCUGAUAGGGAUGCUGUACUUGGGCAUCGGAAACCAGGCGUCUCACAUUUUCAACAACUUCAACUAUGUGUUUUUCUCGAUUAUGUUUCUGAUGUUUACGGCGUUUAGCUCGAUGACGAUGGCAUUCCCCCUUGAAUUGCCAAUUAUCACCCGGGAACAUUUCAACCGGUGGUACUCGCUGCGAGCCUACUACAUUGCAAUGACCGUGGCCGACAUUCCGAUUCAGGCCCUCUGCACGGUAACCUACAUCGUCAUCACGUACUACAUGACCGGCCAACCUCCGGAAGCCUUCCGGAUGGGUCUUUUCACCAUCAUCUGCCUAAUGGUGGCGUGGGUUGCCCAAGGACUUGGGUUGCUGGUGGCUUCCCUUUUCGACGUCAAAAACGGUGCCAUCUUCGGGCCCUUCUUCAUCUGUCCGUUUCUGAUCUUUUCCGGUUUCUUCAUCCACCUGGACGACGCCCAUCCGGUGAUGCACUGGUUGUUCCACGUGUCCUUUCUCAAGUAUGCCCUGCAGGGUGCGACGGUGGCCAUCUUCGGCUAUGAUCGGCCCAAGCUGGACUGCGAGGAAACCUAUUGCCAUUUCGUGCUGCCAAAGAAGUUUCUCAAGGAGAUCGACAUGCUGAGUGCGGACUUCGUCGAGGCUGUGAUUGCACUGAUUGUGAUAUUUUUGGUGUUCCGAGUCGGUGCGUUCUACGUGAUGCGGUACCGGUUGAAGAAUAAGGUGUAACAGUUGUCCCCUUCCCUCCGAAUUAGGCCAGUUGUAUCCAGUUGCUAACGGUUAAAUUAUGUUAAUAAGUAAAGCAAUGUCGAGCCUACAUUCCUUCCUCAAGCAGAAGUAGCUAGGUAGUAAAGUUCUAAUUGAGAGUUAUCGGCAUGGGAGAGAGAGAGAGAGUAUAUAUAGCGAAAUUUUUUUCAUUGUGAUCAAAAGUUGUAAUUAUGACUAAGAAGUAAAUCCGAAUAAACGAGUUAUUCUAAACAAACA
This is a messenger RNA of Topomyia yanbarensis, 3261 nucleotides long. Its product is annotated as ATP-binding cassette subfamily G member 4-like. The transcript is spliced from 7 exons. Bases 895 to 3006 code for a protein of 703 amino acids. Gene Ontology annotation, molecular function: ATP hydrolysis activity; ATP binding; ABC-type transporter activity. Gene Ontology annotation, cellular component: plasma membrane. The record is from RefSeq and is a predicted model, not a curated record. NCBI's taxonomy places the organism in Eukaryota, Metazoa, Arthropoda, Insecta, Diptera, Culicidae.